AUGGCGAAUCGCAAUCGCAAGAAUAAGGGCCAACCCCAAGACAAGGUCGCAAAUUCCCUCGAUGAAGUGCUGCAAGCGAGUCGGAAGGAGCGCGGUGCCAACUUGGCCCAAGAAAUGCUUGGCAAGAACCCGCAGAAGCUUGCGCAGGAAAUGCUAGGGAAGCGGCCAAAGACAAAUCCUCCCGCAAGACCGGCAGGCCCAACUCCCAUGCAAGGAUCACUUGCCAGCAGAGUCGGUAUUACGAAGAGAAGCAACUCCCUUCCUCGCACCAAUAGCACAGGUGCUCCUCGCAACCCACGACAACCCUCACAUCUUGGUCGAUCAGCAAUCCCCAACAAUUCCCGACCUCAGAACAGCCGUGCCGAGACCCACGUGAUCAAUAUUUCCUCCGACCCAUCCGUCCCUGCUAAGAGCAACGGCUACAGUCAAAGAACUACGAUCGACAACGGCGGCAAUGGGCUGAGCAUAAGAGGCGCGGCUGGAGGGCCGUACAUCGUUCGGGCACAGAACUUUGCACCAGGCACCUCAGCUGCGGAUAUUGAGAGUGUAAUGUUGAACGUGGGCGGGCAGAUGAAUUAUUGUAAACUGGUCAGCGUUGCGACAGCAGCAAUGGUGAUCGCAGAGAUGAGCUUCGUGGAUCGAUCGGGUGCGGAUGAGGUGAUCAAGACGUUCAACAAUAAGAAGGCGGAUGGUCGCGUGCUCUACGUGUACAUGCAAUCCGAGAUCGGCGAAUCGGCCCAUGCGGAAAUCAGCGACAAGAUCCAAGCAGCACCCACCGAAGAGCCAUUGCAAGCUUUCGUCGACACAACAGGCGACACAGCAAUGGAAGUAGACGAGCACGCAGACGCCCGAGCAGCAGAAGACAGGCAGCGCGAAGAGCGGAGACGAGAGCCGCGCCCUCCGCCCUUGGGACCUAGUCAAAGACCAGCAGACGACUACCCGAGACGCGCAGAGCCGGCCUACCAAGACGGGAGGUAUGGGUACGAUGGCCAAGAUAGAGGUUAUAGAGGUGGUGGUGGCCGAGGCGGUCGUGGAGGAGGGUACCGUGACGAGGGUCGGAUGUAUUCUGAUCGUAUGCGACGUGGUGAGGGGCAAGGCUAUCGCCGAUAG
Molecule: messenger RNA, 1110 nt
Organism: Recurvomyces mirabilis
Lineage: Eukaryota; Fungi; Ascomycota; Dothideomycetes; Mycosphaerellales; Teratosphaeriaceae
Exons: 4
Coding region: 1-1110 (369 amino acids)
Source: RefSeq, a predicted model, not a curated record